CGGAGGGGCGGGUGCACCUGCGGGAGAGCGCGGCGGCCGGCUGUGGCGCUGCGCCGCCCGCCGGGACGGGAAAACCCAGGGUCCCUGAGAGUGGCGUCCAGCGGCGGCGGCUGAUGGGAAAAGACACCAUGGCCCACAGCCCCUGAGCUGAAAGGGGCCGGACCGAGGUCGGCAUGGGCCCGGAGCUGCCCGCGCCGUGGCUGCUGCUCCUCACCUGGCUCCCAGGAGGAUGCCUGUCCUUGCUGGUGACAGUCCAGGACACAGAACGCUAUGUUACCCUGUUUGCCUCCGUUACCCUCAAAUGUGACUACACCACCUCCGCACAGCUCCAGGACGUGGUUGUGACAUGGCGUUUCAAGUCCUUCUGCAAGGACCCCAUCUUUGAUUACUUCUCUGCCUCAUACCAGGCAGCAUUAUCUCUGGGCCAAGACCCCUCCAAUGACUGUAAUGAUAACCAAAGGGAAGUGCGCAUUGUGGCCCAGCGGCGGGGUCAGAACGAGCCAGUGCUGGGGGUGGAUUACCGCCAGCGCAAGAUCACCAUCCAGAACCGAGCAGACCUUGUGAUUAAUGAAGUGAUGUGGUGGGACCACGGAGUAUAUUACUGCACCAUUGAGGCUCCAGGGGACACAUCUGGAGACCCAGACAAGGAGGUGAAGCUCAUCGUCCUGCAUUGGCUGACAGUGAUCUUCAUCAUUCUGGGAGCUGUCCUGCUGCUGCUGCUAAUCGGAACAUGCUGGUGCCAGUGCUGCCCACAGUACUGCUGCUGCUACAUCCGCUGCCCCUGCUGCCCCACGCGCUGCUGCUGCCCCGAGGAAGCCCUGGCCCGCCACCGCUACAUGAAGCAAGCUCGGGCCAUAGGUCCUCAGAUGAUGGAAAAACCCCAGUUCUGGGGUUCGGACAGGAGCUCCCAGGUCUCAUCUUAUGCAAUGAACCCGCUGCUGCAGCGAGAUUUGUCCUUAAGAACCAGUCUCCCACAGAUGCCAGUGACUCAAGCUGCUGCUCACCCUCCCAUCACCAAUGGUGUCCUAGAGUUUUUGGAGAAAGAACUGCGGAACUUCAACCCAGCACAGCCUCUGCCUAUGGACCUCAAAGCCAGAUCUGGCCACCCCUGCAGCGUGCUGUCCUCCCUGGGCUCUGAGGUUGUGGAACGCAGAAUCAUCCAACUGCCGCCACUGAUCAGAGAGCAGCCAUCCUCGAGAAAGACCAGCGACCCAUUGCACCAGCAGUGGCUCAGCUCAGCUCCCUCCAGACCCUGGUAUCUGAGGGAGGGGAGAAGGCAGCAUCAUUACCCUGAUUUCCGCCAGGAGCUCCAGGACCGAGGGUCAUCCUGGACAUCUGCAAGGAGGGAGCUGGAUCCACCAGGGAGGGGACGGCACUGCUCCAGGCGGCAUGGGUCACCUGCAACCUGGUCAGACCCAGACAGCCUCAGUGAUGGUCCCUUGUCCAGUGAGGCGCAUUGGAGGCCCAGCCAUUCUCAUCUCAGGGGCCACCACAGGGACAGGCCCCGCAGGGCUAGCCCGGAGGAGGAUGGCCGGAGGGCCAGGAGACGCCGGCCCCGCAGCUACUCCCCUCCCGUGCCCUCUGGUGUCAGCUCCUGGAGCUCCGAUGAAGAGAAGGAGACACUGCCCAGACACUGGGGGUCCCGAAGGCGCCGCAGCCGCUCCCGUUCUCCCAACUGGCCUGAGGAGAAGCCACCCAGCUACCGCUCACUGGAUGUCACUCCAGGCAAGAAUGGCAGGAAAAAAGGGAGUGUGGAGAGGCGCUCGGGGAGAGAGAGCUCCCAUAGUGGGAGGAGUAUGGUCAUUUAGUCACCGAGCACAGCACUGCUUCUGUGGCAGCUUCUCACUUCCUGUGUGUCAUCAGCAGCAUCCAGAUGUCCAGCUGAUUUCAGAGAGAUGCUGCAAUCUACGUAACAACUUCGGCUUCAAUUCUGAGAAUCAAAUAGAAGAAUUUUAAAAACAAGAUCAAAGAAUUGGUGACUAGCCUUGGCCUCAGCUCACAGUCUCUAACUAUUUAUUGUCUUUGGUGUAUAAUGGAGCCUAACUGGGAUGUGAUCCCUCAGUUGCUUGGUAGCUUUUCUAUAAGUAGGUCACGGUGGUUGGCACCAUGGCAGUUUUCAAAACGAGAACUUAUGAAUUGUAUUGAUAGGUUUUCUGUUGUUGGAACAAAAUAUCUUGUAUGUACAGCUUAAGAAGAAAAGAUGUAUUUUUUUGGCUGAUGGUUUUAGAGAUUUCAGUCCAUGAUCAGCUGGGUCUGAGGCAAAAACACCAUGGAGGAGGAGGACAAGGAGGAAAGCUGUGCACCUCAUGGCAAGCAGGAAACAGAGAGAGACAGGAGAGAAGGAGGGGAGAAGGGAGAGGGUAUGGGAGAGGGGAGAUGACAGGAGAGGGGAGAGAGGAGAGAGCCGGAGAGGAAAGUGUCUGAACACAAGAAUAUGCCCUUCUGGGUUAUGCCCCUAGUGAGCGGCUUCGUCUGACCAGGCCUUGUCUCCAAUAGCACAUUAAGUUAUGGACUCGUCAGUGGGUUAGCUAAUAAGGGAAUAAGGUUAGAGCCCCUUAUUCCCUUCCAAAAAUCUCACCUCUGAACACCUGAGCCUUUUGGGGGACAUUCUUGUGUAAACCAUGGCAGGAAACUUUAAGAAGUCAAACAUGUUUGUUUGUUUUUUUUUAUUUUAAAGAGAUUAAGAUAAAAGAGGACGUAACAAAGCAGAUCAGAACAGAACAAUUUAAGCAACACAGUAUUUCACAAGACAAUCCAAUAUAUUAGUAGCUACCAUAAUGUCUCUUUCCUUGAAAUAGUGGAGUAUACCCUCAUACCCAAUAGUAUCAAACAUAACAAAAUAUGUAAAACUAUUAAAGAGAAUGAAAGUAUUACAGGACAUUCAGAACCAAAUAACAGAAAACGAAAAGUGGUUGCUAUAUUUUCUCAUUGUCCAUAAAAGACACAACAUGAUAGAACCAAUGGAAACAGAAGAACAAAAGCAUGGUAGGACUUCAAAUCAAGAUGA
This is a messenger RNA of Cavia porcellus (domestic guinea pig), 3007 nucleotides long. It is a transcript of the gene Ildr1, whose product is annotated as immunoglobulin like domain containing receptor 1. The record is from RefSeq and is a predicted model, not a curated record. Gene Ontology annotation, cellular component: plasma membrane. The transcript has 8 exons. Bases 174 to 1808 code for a protein of 544 amino acids. Gene Ontology annotation, molecular function: high-density lipoprotein particle receptor activity. NCBI's taxonomy places the organism in Eukaryota, Metazoa, Chordata, Mammalia, Rodentia, Caviidae.